AUGUCAAAAGACUAUGAAAAUCUGGACGAUGUUCAAUUCCUACCAACUCCUCAACAAAAAUCGCAAGUUUCACAAAAUCCACCAACAUCUGUGACGUCACAAGUUUCGCGCCAAAUCCAACCUGAUCAAGAAAGUGAUGAUAAUGAUGAGAAGGGGAAGAAUAAGGCGAGGAAUCGAAGGGUUGGUGAUAUUUACACGUGGCCGAAUUCCCGACAUUUCUCGGUCACCCGAAAAGUUCGGCCACAUCCAGUUUUUUUCGCUGAAAACCUGAAUUUUUGCAGUUUUUCGGGUCCGCUUGCUGCUUCAUCAUCUCCGCCAUUUGCCUACUUCUCGCUGUUUCAGUUGCUCUUGGAGCUGGCACAUUUUUCUUGCUCCAAAGUUUCCAACAACCUGAAGAUGUGCAAAAAUAUGGGCAUUUACAUGAUGAUCACCACAAAAAUGUCUGA
Messenger RNA from Caenorhabditis angaria, 446 nucleotides. The record is from the annotation of a GenBank genome assembly. Lineage: Eukaryota; Metazoa; Nematoda; Chromadorea; Rhabditida; Rhabditidae.